Molecule: messenger RNA, 273 nt
Organism: Chironomus riparius
Lineage: Eukaryota; Metazoa; Arthropoda; Insecta; Diptera; Chironomidae
Source: the annotation of a GenBank genome assembly
AUGAACACAAACUCACCACAAAUAAACACAAACUCACCACAAAUGAACACAAACUCACCACAUAUGAACACAAACUCACCACAAAUGAACACAAACUCACCACAAAUGAACAUAAACUCACCACAAAUGAAUACAAACUCACCACAAAUGAACACAAACUCACCAAAAAUCAACACAAACUCACCAAAAAUGAAUAAAAACUCACCAAGAAUCAACAGGAACUCACCAAAUAUCAACACAAAUUCACCAAAACUCAACACAAACUCACCAUAA